Messenger RNA from Fukomys damarensis (Damara mole-rat), 942 nucleotides. Its product is annotated as olfactory receptor 2G3. Gene Ontology annotation, cellular component: membrane. The record is from RefSeq and is a predicted model, not a curated record. Gene Ontology annotation, biological process: G protein-coupled receptor signaling pathway. The annotation marks the transcript as partial. Gene Ontology annotation, molecular function: olfactory receptor activity; G protein-coupled receptor activity. The transcript is spliced from 2 exons. Lineage: Eukaryota; Metazoa; Chordata; Mammalia; Rodentia; Bathyergidae.
AUGGGAAGGGAAAAUGUGAGUUAUCCCAACACUUUUGUCCUCCUGGGCUUCUCAGAGUUUCCGUGGCUGGAGAGGCCCCUCUUUGCAGUGGUCCUGGUCUCCUACCUGCUCACCCUAUUUGGAAACAACUCCAUCAUCCUACUUUCUCUGGUGGACCGCAGACUCCAGACAUCCAUGUACUUCUUUCUAGACAACCUCUCUCUGCUGGACCUCUGUAUCACAUGCACAAUUGUUCCACAGCUGCUAGCCAACCUCUGGGGACCAGACAAGACCAUUGCAGCCUGGGGUUGCAUCUCGCAGUCCUAUCUCUUUCACUGGAUAGGCUGCACCGAGUGUGCUCUGUUGGCUGUGAUGGCCAUUGAUCGCUAUGUGGCCAUCUGCCGGCCCCUCCAGUACACUCUCAUCAUGCAUCCCUGGGUUUGUGUGCAGAUGGCAGCUGCCUCCUGGUCCAGUGGUUUGGUCAAUUCUCUGCUCCAAGCCACACUCACACUCCAGCUCCCCCUCUGUGGACGCCACACCCUGGACCACUUCUUCUGUGAGGUGCCUGCGCUCAUUAAGCUGGCCUGUGGCAACACCUCUACUAAUGACCUAGCCCUGCUAAUAGGAGAAAUUCCUUUUGCAAUGCUGGCUCCACUGCUGGUGAUCAUCUCCUAUACCUUCAUUGCUAGAGCUAUACUGAAGUUGCCUUCAGCUGAAGGAAGGCACAAAGCACUCAGCAUCUGCAGUUCCCACUUGCUGGUGGUCACCAUGUACUUUGGACCAGGCAUCUAUCUGUACCUCCAGCCUCCAGCCAAGAGUUCCCAGGCCAAGUUCAUGUCCUUUUUCUACUGUGUGAUCACCCCAGUGCUCAACCCACUCAUCUACACCCUGAGAAAUAAGGAUGUGAAGAGAGCAUGGAUGCAGAUUCUACAGUCUCGGUCACUCAAGCAUUUAACCAUAAAG